Molecule: messenger RNA, 2676 nt
Organism: Siniperca chuatsi (mandarin fish)
Lineage: Eukaryota; Metazoa; Chordata; Actinopteri; Centrarchiformes; Sinipercidae
Gene: tp53i3
Product: tumor protein p53 inducible protein 3
Exons: 8
Coding region: 394-1410 (338 amino acids)
Molecular function (GO): NADPH binding; quinone binding; quinone reductase (NADPH) activity
Source: RefSeq, a predicted model, not a curated record
GUCUCACUGAGCUGGUGGGCUUGACUGGCUGUGGUGGUGCUGACAUCGACCGACUCGGAUCCACCACUUCCGAUCCUUUGUCGUGAUACCGGGAUUUGCUGGAUCUCCUGCCAUCAGAUGUUUGAAUAUCUCUAAAAUAGCCCGCCCGCCUGGUGGUUUGAUCCCUCCCGCGCCAAACUGAAGUCCAGCCUGGAUGAUAGCACAACUAAACUUCCCAAAAACUCAUGCAAUCAACUCAGAGUUGAUUAACUGUUGAGAUCGUUAGCUGUUGCCACUGCUGGUACUAUCAAAUGCAUCACAUCCUGCACACUGGAAGAUAUUUACUGGGAAACACCUACCAGACAGUGAGUGUUCAAAACAGCAAAGGCCAAGCAUUGCUCUAGCUUUGCCAAGAUGAUGCGGGCAGUGUGUGUUGAUGUACCAGGAGGACCAGAAAAUUUGCUGCUGCGAACUGUCCCUAGACCUCAGCCAAAAGAUGGGGAAGUCCUAAUUAAAGUACAUGCAACUGCCCUCAACAGGGCGGACCUACUGCAGCGGCGAGGGCUGUACCCACCUCCCCCAGGUGGGAGUGACAUCAUAGGCCUGGAGGUGGCUGGUACUGUGGAUACUCUGGGCUCAGGGGUGAAGAGAGGCUGGAAGCCGGACGACAGGGUCAUGGCUUUGCUCUGUGGAGGAGGAUACGCAGAAUAUGUUGCUGUGCCUGAGGAGCUUCUUAUGCCCGUUCCCCCUAAUCUCACACUCGGCCAGGCUGCUGCGAUCCCGGAGACCUGGCUCACUGCUUUUCAGCUGCUGGUUUUCAUAGCUCAGGUGAAGGAGGGUGAGGUAGUGUUGGCUCAUGCUGGAGCCAGCGGAGUUGGAACAGCUGCUGUUCAGCUGGUUCGUCUGUUUGGUGCAGUGCCCAUCGUUACUGCAGGGAGCCCAGAAAAGCUGAAGAUGACUGAGAAUCUGGGAGCAGCAGCUGGGUUUAACUACAAAGAGGAGAGCUUUGCGCAGGGAGUUCACGACUUUACAGGAGGCAAGGGAGCAAAUGUCAUCCUUGACUGCAUCGGUGGGUGUAACUGGGAGCAAAAUGUGAACUCGUUAGCCACCGACGGCAGGUGGGUGCUGUACGGCACCAUGGGAGGCAGGGCAGUAGAGGGAGAUCUGCUGGGCAAACUGCUCUCCAAGCGAGGCCACUUGCUCAGCAGCCUCCUCCGCUCUCGCAGCCUUCAGUACAAAGCAGACCUGGUAAAGGCUUUUUCACGCAGAGUGUUACCGUAUUUCUCAGACCAGCCAGCCUCCUUGAGGCCAGUGAUUGACAGCACAUUCAACCUGGAGGACAUUGCAGACGCUCACAGGCACAUGGAGGCCAACAAGAACAUGGGGAAGAUUAUAAUUAACGUGAUCCCACAGAAUCAGGAAACUCAGUGAUGCUGCAGUAAUAUUAACAGAAAUGUAAUCGCUAUGAAGUACAUUUGAUUUAUGUCAAGGAAUCUUACAACACAGUGUUAUGUGAAAACAAUUUCUUACACAAAUGUUGAUCAUGAUUUUAAAUAUGCCUUAUCCACCAGCAGUCCAAAGAUGACUUUGUUUACAGUGCUGUUUCUUCUGCAGUGUUGUGAUAACUGACACAUGAUUACCCACUCCUAAAUGUUUAUUAUCAGUAUUGUGUUUGUGCUAGAGAUUUAAAGAGAGGCUGCAUAAAUCUUUCCAAACCUUCCUGCCACAGCAGAUCCACGCUGACACUCCUGUCCGCAGAUAUCCUACAAAAUACUAUAGCAUACUUGACAAAAUAUUACAGAAAACAACUAAAAGAAACCUGUGGUAAAAGCAGAGCUGUUUUCCUGUCACACAUAUUUAAACUUAAAUUGACUAAUUAUUGAAGGCACUCUGUAGGAUGUGCAAGAUGUAUUAUGUCAACACAAAAUAUAAUAAAAUAAAAGCGUACUGUACAAUUAAAAAAUAAUAAUAAAAAAAUUACAUACAAAUUUUAACCAGUACGAUAAGCUCGCACUUCCAAAUUUCUCAUAAGUCAUAAUUUGACCUUUAAAAAAUUGUGGUGGCUACUUUAAUUCUACACUGAGGAGAAACCCUUUACAUUUUGGUCAGUUUGCGAGCUUUCUUCUAACCCCACACGCAGGCCAGUUACCUGUCAAGAACAUCAUCUAACUGGCAGAUUUCCUUGAAAUCUGCUAAGGGGAUAAAACCUAUAUAAGACCUUUAUUUUAAUUACCUGGUGACUUUUUGUUGUAUUUUGUCUGUUCAAUUAUUUUGCUGAUGACGCUCUGCCCUCUAGGAUCCUCAUCAUUGUAAUUCAAUAAUUAUCACAGAAUAACAGGGAUUAAGUACAGUUAAAUUGUGGCAUAACUAUCAAAUGGCUGAAUAUAUGAUGAGGAAGUGAUAAAUAUCCAUUUUACUAAUACUUGAACAACAAAUUGAAAUGUUACCAAUUUGGUGCUUUUAUACAAAGUGAAUGAUUUUAUGCUAUUCAACUGCACUAGUAUGUAUGUAUGUAUGUAGAGCAUGAUUUUUUUGUUAUGUCUCUUAACAGACAUUAAAAAGCCUAUUUGCAUGCCACUUGCUAUGUCCUCAGACCCCCAUAAAACUAGACUUUAUAGCAGAAACGUUGUAUUGGAUUGCAUUAGAUUGUGUACCUAAUAAAGUGGCCACAGAGUGAAUAUGCCACCAUGAAAGGGG